UAAAUUACUCUCUCUCUUCUCUCCUCUGCAACUUCUAAUCAGAUCAUCAUUUCAUCAAAUUAAUUUUUCUCUUAGAUUUUCUCCCACUUUCUCGCCAACCAAACACUUACUCUUCACUUCAUUUGUCGAUCGGUUCUCGAUUCUCGGUUCUUGAUUCUUGCAACUGCUUCGGGAACUUCGUUUUGCUUCGGUUUUUCUUUGUGUCUGGAGUUUGAAGUGAGUGCAAUUGAGUGAAGGAGCUGGAGUUGAAGUGAGUGAUCAUGAUGGUUGAAGUAAGCUCGAGGUUGUGGUUGAAGGAUGUUGUGAAAUUAGGGUUUAGUUUGAGAGUGAGGAGGUUGGUGGAUGGACGAGUUUGAUUUUGAGAAUGGAUGAGUUUAAGAUUGUUUAGUGUGUGGAUAUUUUGGAGAUUUGAUAAGCUUUUUUACAAUGUCAAGGACUGAUAGGAUGGCUUCGGAUCUUAGCAGAACCGGCCCCGUUGAGAGAGACAUCGAGCAGGCCAUUACUGCUCUAAAAAAAGGGGCAUACCUGCUCAAGUAUGGAAGAAGGGGAAAGCCCAAGUUUUGUCCUUUCCGACUUUCCAAUGAUGAGUCUGUUUUAAUAUGGUUCUCUGGGAAAGAGGAGAAGCACCUUAAACUGAGUCAUGUGUCUCGAAUCAUCUCUGGGCAACGCACUCCUAUCUUUCAAAGGUAUCCACGGCCUGAGAAGGAAUAUCAGUCAUUUUCUCUUAUAUAUAAUGACAGAUCCCUUGAUUUGAUUUGCAAAGAUAAAGACGAAGCUGAGGUAUGGUUUAGUGGUUUAAAAGCAUUGAUUUCACGAAGCCAUCAUAGAAAAUGGAGAACAGAGUCAAGGAGCGAUGGAAUUCCCUCUGAAGCAAAUAGUCCUAGAACGUACACACGUAGAAGCUCUCCUUUAAAUUCACCAUUUGGUAGUAAUGAUAGCUUGCAGAAGGAUGGGGAUCACCUUCGCCUUCACACUCCAUAUGACAGUCCCCCUAAAAAUGGUUUGGAUAAAGCAUAUUCAGAUGUGAUACUAUAUGCUGUUCCUCCAAAGGGUUUCUUCCCUCCAGAUUCUGCAAGUGCUUCAGUUCAUUCUUUGUCUUCGGGAGGUUCAGAUAGUGUACAUGGUCAUAUGAAGGCAAUGUCGAUGGAUGCUUUUAGAGUUAGUCUAUCCAGUGCUGUUAGCUCAUCAAGCCAAGGUUCUGGUCAUGAUGAUGGUGAUGCUCUGGGUGAUGUUUUCAUUUGGGGGGAAGGCAUUGGGGAUGGUGUUUUGGGUGGUGGACCUAAUAGAGUUGGAAGUUGUUUUGCUGGGAAAAUGGAUUCUUUGUUGCCCAAAGCUUUAGAAUCUGCUGUAGUAUUAGAUGUGCAGAACAUUGCCUGUGGUGGACGACAUGCUGCCCUAGUAACCAAGCAAGGAGAGAUUUUUUCUUGGGGAGAGGAGUCAGGAGGCAGACUAGGGCAUGGCGUAGACUCUGAUGUUUUGCAUCCAAAGCUUGUUGAUUCUCUCAGUAAUAUGAACAUUGAGCUUGUUGCUUGUGGUGAGUAUCAUACUUGUGCUGUAACACUGUCUGGUGAUUUGUAUACAUGGGGUGAUGGGACUUACAAUUAUGGUCUUCUUGGGCAUGGAAAUGAAGUGAGUCAUUGGGUUCCAAAAAGAGUAAAUGGGCACUUGGAGGGCAUACAUGUCUCAUAUAUCUCUUGUGGACCCUGGCAUACGGCUGUUGUAACCUCCUCUGGCCAAUUGUUUACAUUUGGUGAUGGUACAUUUGGAGUUUUGGGCCAUGGAGAUCGGAAAAGUAUCUCUAUUCCAAGAGAAGUGGAAUCUCUUAAGGGACUCCGGACAGUUCGGGCAGCUUGUGGUGUUUGGCAUACUGCUGCAGUUGUUGAGGUUAUGGUAGGGAAUUCAAGUUCAAGCAACUGCUCCUCAGGGAAGCUAUUUACUUGGGGAGAUGGAGAUAAAGGUCGACUUGGGCAUGGGGACAAGGAAGCCAAACUUGUGCCUACAUGUGUUGCUGCUCUUGUUGAACCCAACUUUUGUCAAGUUGCCUGUGGACAUAGUUUGACAGUUGCACUUACAACAGCAGGCCAUGUCUACACUAUGGGCAGUCCUGUUUAUGGUCAACUAGGAAAUCCACAUGCUGAUGGCAAGCUUCCCACACGUGUUGAAGGAAAACUCUUCAAGAGUUUUGUGGAGGAGAUUGCUUGCGGUGCUUAUCAUGUUGCAGUUUUAACUUCAAAAACUGAAGUUUACACUUGGGGCAAGGGAGCAAAUGGUCGAUUAGGUCAUGGGGAUACAGAUGACAGAAACUCCCCGUCGCUGGUGGAAGCCCUGAAGGACAAGCAAGUCAAGAGUAUUGCUUGUGGUACUAAUUUUACCGCGGCUAUCUGCCUUCAUAAGUGGGUCUCAGGUGUUGAUCAGUCCAUGUGCUCUGGUUGUCGCUUACCAUUUAAUUUCAAAAGAAAACGUCACAAUUGUUAUAAUUGUGGACUGGUUUUUUGUCAUUCAUGCAGCAGUAAAAAGUCCCUUAGGGCUUCGAUGGCACCUAAUCCCAACAAACCUUAUCGUGUCUGUGAUAAUUGUUUUAAUAAACUAAGAAAAGCCAUUGAAACUGAUGCUUCAUCCCAGUCCUCUGUAAGUAGAAGAGGAAGCAUCAAUCAGGGUCCUAAUGAAUUUAUUGAUAAAGAUGAGAAGUUGGAUUCUAGGUCUCGUGCACAACUGGCAAGGUUUUCUUCAAUGGAAUCCUUCAAGCAAGCAGAAAGUCGAUCUAAGAGAAACAAGAAACUAGAAUUCAAUAGCAGUCGUGUCUCUCCUGUUCCAAAUGGAAGCUCCCAAUGGGGAGCGCUUAAUAUCUCAAAAUCUUUCAAUCCCAUGUUUGGGUCAUCCAAGAAAUUUUUCUCGGCUUCUGUUCCUGGGUCAAGAAUUGUUUCUCGAGCAACAUCGCCAAUAUCAAGACGGCCCAGCCCACCUCGUUCAACAACUCCAACGCCAACACUGGGAGGACUUACCUCCCCAAAGAUUGUUGUGGAUGAUGCAAAAAGGACCAAUGAUAGCCUUAGCCAAGAGGUUAUUAAAUUAAGAGCUCAGGUGGAGAAUCUUACUCGCAAAGCGCAGCUUCAAGAAGUUGAGCUGGAAAGGACAACGAAACAGCUGAAGGAGGCAAUAGCAAUUGCAGGGGAAGAGACUGCAAAAUGCAAAGCAGCAAAGGAAGUUAUCAAGUCUCUGACUGCCCAAUUAAAGGAUAUGGCUGAGAGGCUUCCUGUGGGAGCAGUACGGAACAUCAAGUCACCUACCUUCACUUCUUUUGGUUCCAGUCCUGCUUCCAACGAUAUACUUAAUGUUUCGCUUGACCGACUGACUGUUCAAACAGCAUUUCCAGAACCGGAGUCCAAUGGAUCAAACAAUCAGUUGCUUUCUAAUGGGUCUAGCACUGCCAGUACUCGCACUUCAGGUCAUACCAAACAGGGACAUUUGGAAGCAGCAACACGAAAUGGGAAUAGGACGAAAGAAGGUGAAUCACGUAAUGAUAAUUAAUGGGUGGAGCAAGAUGAACCUGGUGUAUAUAUAUAAUAUAACAC
Molecule: messenger RNA, 3572 nt
Organism: Pistacia vera
Lineage: Eukaryota; Viridiplantae; Streptophyta; Magnoliopsida; Sapindales; Anacardiaceae
Product: PH, RCC1 and FYVE domains-containing protein 1-like
Exons: 8
Coding region: 427-3528 (1033 amino acids)
Molecular function (GO): metal ion binding
Source: RefSeq, a predicted model, not a curated record